Messenger RNA from Fusarium graminearum PH-1, 2085 nucleotides. RefSeq lists its product as uncharacterized. The coding region runs from base 1 to 2085 and encodes 694 amino acids. NCBI's taxonomy places the organism in Eukaryota, Fungi, Ascomycota, Sordariomycetes, Hypocreales, Nectriaceae. The transcript is spliced from 2 exons. The record is from RefSeq and is a predicted model, not a curated record.
AUGCCAUGCGAGAAGCUCGGUACCGGUUGGCGCGUUAUUGCCAUAUUCAACAUCAUCGCUGUCUUUCUGAUUACUAUACUCGGUUCAAUACUCGUCUUUUGGGGUACUCAACGGCCGGUUGGUACCAGCCAAAAACCUGGAGGCAUCAGUGCACAAUUCAUUUUCUUCAAAGGCGACUGCAAGACAAGCAAAUCUCUCAACACAUGGCUGCAUCUACUGCUCAACGCCUUCUCAACAGGCAUACUUGCCUCGUCCAAUUUCUUUAUGCAGAUCCUUAGCUCCCCAACCAGAUCUGAGAUUGACAAGGCACACAAAGCCAAUCGCGCCCUCAAAAUUGGUGUUCAGUCACUGCGAAAUGUCUUUUGGACCUCAAAGAUCAAGUUCGUUUGUUGGAUACUGUUCUUUAUCAGUUCUUUCCCACUUCAUCUGUUCUUCAAUAGUGCUAUAUUUUCGACGAAGUACUCGGGCACUGAUUGCAAGACGAGUGCCAGUCGUGACGAAAUUCGAGCCGGUAGAUGUAGCCAGACCUGUGGCUAUGCCGUAGGACUAGACUACAUUGGUUCCAAGGUGAGGCGACCCGCAGAAGUCCCUAUGUCUUACACACUGGAAUUCUUCAAAGCUAUAGGCACAUAUUAUACAGAUGAUAGUUGGCCUGGUUUUGCCAACCAAGGUGCAGGAGAUCUCACGCUCAAGUACUGUUUGGUUCAGGAAGUCUCGCAGAACUGCAAAGUUGGUAUCUCUAACCAACUGCUUCUUAUCGUCGUCGUUUCAAUUGCUGUCAAGGGAUUCCUUGCCGUAGCCGUCUUGUUGAUGUUACCCCAAGAGAAGCCUCUUGCAGUCUUGGGCGAUGCUAUCGAGUCUUUUAUCCAAUUUCCAGACCACAACACAGUUGACAGGUGUCUACUUGAUAGGGACAUUGAGGAGUACGAGGGGGUUGGUUGCGCAUUUGCUAUGACAGCCCCACCAGUUCGUCAAGAUUGGACAUCCGCUAUACAGCGUACAACCUGGACGAGAAGCUAUGGAGUGCUGUACUUGAACAUUCUCCUACUUUCUGCUGGAUUUAUUGCUGCUCAAAUCAAUACCCCCAUUACGGGAUCAAGUUUUACCAAAAGCCUCAGCAACGGAAUAUUAUUGACCGCGGAAGCAUCACCGGGCAAGAUUAUCGACUUUGUUCUCAUGGCCAAUUUACCGCAACUUCUUCUAUCAAUCACUUACUUCAUAUACAACAACAUGUUUACUUAUCUCUGUACUGAGAAGGAAUGGAAUUCGUACGGUGGAGCUUUCAAACCGCUUAGGGUAUCCCAACCCAAGGGUCAGCAGAGAUCAACAUACAGGUUGCAGCUGCCAUAUCGUUACAGCAUCCCCUUAAUGGUUGUUAGCACAUUUAUGCACUGGUUCGUCUCUAAUGCGAUCUAUGUAUUUGUUGCGGAGGGGGACUAUUACGAACUAGGCCAGCUGUCUUCUGAUCCAUCGAGUUAUAAUACGGAUGAUUCAGGUACAGGGCUGAGCAAGGACGCUUAUGUCGGUGUAGGAUACUCAACUCCGACAAUAUUGGUGCUCCUCAUAGCUACCAUCAUCCUUCCCGUUAUCCCUACCUUGUUAAGACACCGAAAGGUGAAGACCUCAAUGCCACUUUCAGGAGCGAGCUCUGCAGUCAUCACGGCGGCCUGUCAUGUCCCAAUCCCAGAAGAUAACGUUAAGCCUAGAGUUCAAAAAGGUCAUCGGCAAAGGGAUCAGCUGGUGGUCGUAGAAGAAUGCGGGGACGCCAUUUAUUCAACAAUCGACCUAGCAGACCUUGAUGAAAGACAUAAAUUACUAGGACUAGCGGAUAGGAGUGUUUCGGUAGUCGAACCGGGAUUGUCUGACGAUGUGACCCAUACUGUAGAUGGUCCAAUCCUGGAUGGAGAGAUUUUUCUACGCGAGGUUGCACUGAGCCCUGUGCGAUGGGGUGUAGUCAAAACAUCAGCCUCCUGGAAAAAGAUGCACAUCAAUCUGAGCAAUCCGAAUGAAAUAGUCGAGCAUCUGAGUUUUGGCACGGAGCUCCAUGAAGUCACAGAUCCGAUUCCUGGGCACUGGUACACAUAG